This is a messenger RNA of Ostrea edulis (European flat oyster), 950 nucleotides long. Its product is annotated as anaphase-promoting complex subunit 16-like. Gene Ontology annotation, biological process: protein ubiquitination. The record is from RefSeq and is a predicted model, not a curated record. The transcript has 3 exons. The coding region runs from base 26 to 283 and encodes 85 amino acids. Lineage: Eukaryota; Metazoa; Mollusca; Bivalvia; Ostreida; Ostreidae. Gene Ontology annotation, cellular component: anaphase-promoting complex.
UAUAUAGAAAAAAAAAAUUUUCAAGAUGGCGCAGGACUCGACAGAAAUCAGGAAAAAAUUGUUUCGAUCACCUAUGGUAGAAGGUGACAGAUUAGCUGACAACAGUACAUCUAUGAAUCUAAUGACAAGGUUACACAUUGAGCACAAUAUGGAACAUGUGUACAAAACAGCAAACAGGGAUAUACAUGAACAAAGGCUGAAGCAGUUAAGACAGAAACUGAAGACAUUAGAGGAAGAUGACUGGCGAUAUCCUCCAGUGGAGAAAUUGAUUGGUCUACAAUGACAGGUUCUUGUACGAUUACAGAGUGAUGGAGAAUACUCAGACUGUCCAGAAAUAAAGGAACUGUGGAGCUAGUGGCAAGCCCAUUGACCCAUGGAACUCUCAAGGGGCAUUGCAUAGUGGCAAUGAUGACCUUGGAUUUUGAUGCAAUGAAUCAUGACCUUUUAUUUAUUUGUCUGAAUGAUGUCAUUUUCUACUUGUGAAAGGUGCAUUAGACUUUCAUUUGCAUCCUGAUUGAUUAAGUCCUUGUGGUUUAUGCAAAUUAAAUGAGUUAUCUGGGGUAUAAGAGUUGUCUUUCUUUUCACAAAGCUAUAGUUUUGUAAUAACAUGCUCCUUCGAUUACAUUCCAUGGUUUGUGUUGUGCGCUCUCACCUCUGCAACAUGCAUUAGAUCCUCGUUAUCAGCAGGGCAGUGGUCAUAUGUUAGAGAGUAUGGUGGUUACCCACCUGUACGUGAGAGACUCCGGUUUCCUCCCAAACCAAUGGCCGCCACCCACCCCUAUGCAUGUACAUGUAUAUUCAUAUCCAAUGUAUAUCAUUGCAAAUCACAAUAUAUGUAUUCACAUUUUCCAAUGUUUUGUUAGUAUAUGUAAUAAAUAUGUACUGUUUAUCGAUGAAACCUCAAACAUUUCAUAUUGAUAAACAAAAAAACACUACAUCAAAGUACAAAA